Molecule: messenger RNA, 6645 nt
Organism: Choloepus didactylus (southern two-toed sloth)
Lineage: Eukaryota; Metazoa; Chordata; Mammalia; Pilosa; Megalonychidae
Product: zinc finger protein 729-like
Biological process (GO): negative regulation of transcription by RNA polymerase II
Molecular function (GO): DNA-binding transcription repressor activity, RNA polymerase II-specific
Source: RefSeq, a predicted model, not a curated record
UUUAUUAAAUUUACGUGAACGUGACAGCAGAAGCUGGACUUAGGUCUGCGUACUCUGGAGUGAGAAAGACCCGAGUAAAUUCCGGGUCUGUCACUUGUGACCGAGUAGAUUCCAGGUCUGACGACAAGUGAUCAGGGACGAGAUAAGAAACCCGUUAAGAGUUCACUCAUCGGAAAAUGAGUUUAUUAAUAAUGACUGUCUCAGGACGUAGUUUGAGUAAGUGUCAACUGUAAUUAUCCAGGGGCCGUGUAUAAAACUGAGUAAGUGACAACAGCUUUUAUAUUUAGAAGAUACUUUGCUAUUUUAUUAGUUGGCUCCUGUAAACUUCACAGCCAAUAUGAGGUUGGUAUGAUCAUCUGCGUUUUAAAAAAAUAAGGGUCAAGUUGGUGGAUUCAAAGGUGUACUUUACUCCCAAUUUCAGGCUCUUUCUAAAUAUCAGACCUCCUUAAAACGCAGAAUUCCAGCCUUCACAGCACUUAACAUAGUGGCCCUGUCCCCAAGUCACAGGUGAAAUUAUGUGAAGUGAAUUUAGAUGGCAUUCUACCAUGUGGCAAAUGCAUUCUGGGAUUUCUAGUGUCUCUUCAGAUCCCUUGGAUCAGACAAAGUUCCUGGCCUCUCCUGCUUUGGCAGGCUAUCUGUAUUUUAAGUCCUAUAUUAUACCGAAUUCCAAGAGUAAGGUUUUUGACCCUAAGAGGAAUUUCUCUCCAGGUCCAGGUCCCAAAUACCUUGGAACAAAAUAGUCCUGGUGAGGUAGGAAGCAGGGAGCCUCUGGGAACUGAAUCUUUCCUGGACAAGAAUGCUUCUCUGACUCUUCAUCUCUCUCCAGAACUUAGGAGGAGGGGCAGAAUUACCAAGAAAAUUCAGUAAAUUGUCCAGGGACAUUCGUUUUGCUUGUGGCAGAGCCUGGAGGAAAACACAGUGGAGUUCAAUCUCUUACAGCUGAACCAUUACAGUUCUCCGCAUUCUCCCAAGAGCCGCAGAAAAUGAAACAAUCUCAGGCAUCAGUGUCAUUCAAGGACGUGGCUGUGGAGUUCACCCAGGAGGAGUGGCAGCACCUGGGCCCUGCUCAGAGGACCCUGUACAGAGAUGUGAUGCUGGAGAGCUACAGCCACCUCGUCUCAGUGGGGUACUGCUUUACAAAACCAGAGCUCAUCUUCAUGUUGGAACAAGAAGAAAACCCGUGGUUAUUAGAGGAAGGAUUUCUAAACAGGAGCAAAACAGAACACUGCCACCAUGAGGAACUCAUAGAAAAGAGCCCAGAAAAACAAGAAAGACUCUUGUGGCAAGAUUUAUUUACCAACAAAAUAUUGACUACAGAGCAAGAGAAUAUCUCAGGAAUACCAUGCAAUCUGGACAUAAACAUUUUUCCUUCAAGAAUAAUGACUUCUGAUUGUGACACUGGACAACAUGCUUACCUUGGUGUAAGUUCCCUGGCCCCCUGCUGUCAGUAUUCAAGAGAGAAGGCUGCUGAGUGUGAUGAGAGAUGGCUCCUCAGUCUUAAGGAGGGUAGAAAUAACAAUGGAGAGAGAUGUUUUCAUUAUAAUAAACACAUUAAAGCCCUCACUUCUAAGGAAGAAGUUAUUCAGCAUCAAACAAUUCAGACUUUGGAGCAACCCUUUAAUAAUAAUAAUGAUUGUGGUAAACCUUUCCUUGAGAAGGCUGCCCUUGUUACUUCUAAGAGUGUCUGCACAAAAGUGAAAUCUCAUAAAUGCAAUGAAUUUGGAGAAAACCUAUAUGAUAUAUCUACUCUUAUUGUCUCUCAGAACAUUUCUAAAGAGGAUAAGAGUCACCAGGAACUUAAUGAAUAUAAAGGUAAUGAAAAUGGGAAUGAUUUCAGUGGAAGCACUCAACUUCAAAGAACUGACAUAGAAGGGAACACUUUCAGACAAAAAUCACACUUUAGAGAACAUCAAACAAUUCACAUAGGGCUGAAACCCUUUGAAUAUGGAAAAAAUUUUGACCAUGAUUUAGCCCUUCCAGUGUAUCAGAAAACUCACACAGCAGAGACAUCCUCUGAUUAUAACACAUCAUCUGAUUAUAACACAUGUACAGAGACAUUCAGCUACCAGUCAGUUUUCAAUGUAAAUCAGAGAACUCACAUGUGGGCGAAACCCUAUGAAUGUCAUGAAUGUGGGAAAACUUUUGGUGAGAUGUCACUCCUAAGGAAACAUCAGAGAACACACACAGGAGAGAAACUGUAUAAAUGUGAUAGAUGUGAGAAAGCUUUCAGUGCAAAGUCAUGUCUACGAAUACAUCAGAGAACUCACACAGGGGAGAAACCCUAUAAAUGUGAUGAAUGUGGAAAAUCUUUCAGGCAGAAGUCAACUCUCAGAGGACAUCAGAGAACUCACAGAGGAGAAAAACCCUAUGAAUGUAAUGAAUGUGGAAAAGCUUUCAGCGGAAAGUCAGUCCUAAGAAGACAUCAACGAACUCACACAGGGGAAAAACCCUACAAUUGUAAUCAGUGUGGAGAAUGUUUCAGCCAGAAAUCUAACCUCAGAAUACAUCACAGAACUCACACAGGGGAGAAACCCUUUGAAUGCAAUGAAUGUGGGAAAUCUUUUGACUAUAAUUCAAUACUCAUAAUACAUCAGAGAAUUCAUACAGGGGAGAAACCUUUUGAGUGUAAUCAGUGCGAAAAUCUCAGUCAUAUUUCAGACUUAAGGAAACAUCAGAGAACUCACACAGGAGAAAGACCAUAUAAAUGUAAUGAAUGUGGGAAAGCUUUCAAACUGAAAACAGACCUACGAAAGCAUCAUAGAACUCACACAGGGGAAAAACCCUAUGAAUGUAAUGAAUGUGGAAAAGCUUUCAGCGAGAAGUCAGUCCUAAGAAAACAUCAGGGAGUUCACACAGGAGAGAAACCCUAUAAAUGUGAUGGAUGUGAGAAAGCUUUUAUUGCAAAAUCAGGUCUAAGGAGACAUCAGAGAACUCACACAGGGGAGAAACCCUUUGAAUGCAAUGAAUGUGGGAAAUCUUUUGACUAUAUGUCAAUCCUCAUAAUACAUCAGAGGACGCACACAGGGGAGAAACCAUUUGAAUGCAAUCAGUGUGAGAAAUCUUUCAGCCGUAUGUCAGUGCUAAGGAAACAUCAGAAAACGCACACAGGUGAGAGACCAUUUAAAUGUGAUGAAUGUGGAAAAGCAUUCAAACUGAAGUCAGGCCUAAGAAAACAUCAUAGAGUUCACACAGGGGAGAAACCCUAUCAGUGUAAUCAGUGUGGAAAAGCUUUCAGUCAGAAAACACAACUCAGGGGGCAUUAUAGGAUUCACACAGGGGAGAAGCCCUAUCAAUGUAAUCAGUGUGGCGAAUCAUUUAGCCAGAAAUCAUAUCUCAGAAGCCAUCAGAGAACUCACACUGGGGAGAAGCCCUAUAAAUGUGAUGAAUGUGGAAAAUCUUUCAGACAGAAAUCAAGUGUCAGAGUACACGAGAGAAUACACACAGGUGAGAAACCCUAUGAAUGUAAUGAAUGUGGAAAAGCUUUCAAUGAGAAGUCAGUCCUGAGAAAACAUCAGAGAACUCACACAGGCGAGAAACCCUAUAAUUGUAAUCAGUGUGGAGAAUCUUUCAGGCAGAAAUCAAAUCUCAUAGUACAUCAGAGAACUCACACAGGGGAGAAACCUUACAAAUGUGAUGCAUGUGGAAAAACUUUCAUCCGGGGAAGUCAGUUGAUAUUCCAUCGUAAAAGUCACACAGGAGACAAAACUUAUGAAUGUGGCAAAGCUUUCACUAAGAAAUCACAGCUAAGGAAAUACCAGAGAAUUCACACAGGAAAUAAACCCUUUGAAUGCUGUGUAUGUGGGAAAUCUUUCAACUAUAAAUCAGUCUUCAUAGCACAUCAGAGAAUUCACACAAGGGAGAAAUCCUCUGAAUGUAAUGAAUAUGAGAAAUCUUUCAGCCAUAUUUCAGGCUUCAGGAAUCAUCAGAGAACUCACACAGGAAAAAAAUCAUAUAAAUGUGAUAGAUGUGGUAAAGCUUUCAAUGAAAAGUGAGGCCUAAGGAGACAUCACAGAAUUCAUACAGGAGAGACACCGUAUAAAUGUGAUGGAUGUGAGAAAGCUUUCAGUACAAAGUUGGAUCUAAGAAUACAUAAAAAAACACACAUGGUGGAGAAACCAUAUGAAUGCAAUGAACGUGGGAAAUCUUUUGACUAUAAGUCAACCCUCAAAAUACAUCAGACAACUCAUACAGGGGAGAAACCUUUUCCAUGCGAUCAUUGUGGGAAAGCUUUCAUCCAUAAAUCAAAUCUCAGAGAACAUCAGAGAACUCAUACUGGGGAGAAGCCCUAUAAAUGUGAUGAAUGUGGGAAAUCUUACAGAUAUAAAUCAACUCUCAGAGGACAUCAGAGAACUCACACUGGAGAGAAACCCUAUGAAUGUAAUAUAUGUGGAAAAGCUUUCAGUGAGAAGUCAGGCCUAAGAAGACAUUACAGAACUCAUACAGGAGAGAAACCAUAUAAAUGUGAUAGAUGUGGGAAAGCUUUUAGUGAAAAGUCAGGCCUAAGAAGACAUCACAGAACACAUACAGGAGAGAAACCGUAUAAAUGUGAUGGAUGUGAGAAGGUUUCAGUACAAAGCCAGUUUAAGAAUACAUAAAAAUACACAGAGGAGAAACCCUUUGAAUGCAAUGAAUGUGGGAAAUAUUUUGACUAUAGGUCAGCUCUCAGAAUACAUCAGACAACUCAUACAGGGGAGAAACCUUUUGAAUGUGAUCAGUGUGGGAAAGCUUUCAUUCAUAAAUCAAAUCUCAGAGAACAUCAGAAAACUCAUGCUGCGGAGAAACCCUAUAAAUGUGAUGAAUGUAGAAAAUCUUUCAGGUAUAAAUCAAAUCUGAGAGGACAUGAGAGAACUCACACAGGAGAGAAACCCUAUGAAUGUAGUGAAUGUGCAAAAGCUUUCACCGAGAAGUCAGGCCUAAGAAGACAUCACAGAACUCAUACAGGACAGAAACCAUAUAGAUGUGAUGGAUGUGAGAAAGCUUUCAGUACCAAGUCAGGUCUAAGAAUGCAUCAAAAAACACACACAGAGGAGAAACCCUUUGAAUGUAAUGAAUGUGGGAAAUGUUUUGACUAUAAGUCAACCCUCAAAAUACAUCAGACAGUCUAUACAGGGGACAAACCAUUUGAAUGUAACAAAUGUGAGAAAUCUUUCAGCCAUAUUUCAGGCCUAAAGCAACAUCAAAAAACUCAUGCAGGAGAAAGACCAUAUAAAUGUGAUGAAUGUGGGAAAGAUUUCCUACUGAAGUCUGGCCUAAGAAAGCAUCACAGAACUCACACAGGGGAGAAACCCUUUGAAUGUAAUCAGUGUGGAAAAGCUUUUGGUCAGAAAUCACAACUCAGAGUACAUUAUAGAAUCCACACAGGGAAACCUUAUAAAUGUAGCAAAUGUGGGAAAUGUUUCAGUCUGAAAUCAUGUCUCGGAGAACAUCAGAGAACUCACACUAGGGAAAAACCCUAUGUAUGUGAUGAAUGUGGAAAAUCUUUCAUGAAUAAAUCUAUUCUCAGAGGACAUCAGAGAACCCAUACAAGAGAGAAACGUUAUGCUUGUAAUGAAUGUGGAAAAGCUUUCCGUGCAAAAUCAGUCCUAAGAAGACAUCAGGGAACUCACACAGGAGAGAAACCAUGUAUUUGUACUCGGUGUGGAGAAUCUUUCAACCAGAAAUCAUACCUGGGAGUCCAUUAGAGAACUCACACAGGAGAGAGGCCCUUUUAAUGCAAUGAAUGUGGGAAAUCUUUCGACUGUUAAGUCAGUCUUUGUAGUACAUCAGAGAAGUCACACUGGUGAGAAACCGUUUGUAAUGAAUGUAAGAAAUCAAUCAUCAGAAGUCACACAGGAAAAAUCAUGUAUUAUGGUGAGUGUAAGAAAACCUUUGAAGUGAAGUCAUUUCUAAGAAAGCAUCACAGAAUGCACACCAGUGAGAAACCCUGUAAAUGUACAUCUUUCUGGAGAAUGUUUCAGCCAGAAAUCAUAUCUGAGUACACCAGAGACCUCAUAACAGGAGAAACCCAAUAAAUAUAAUCAGUGUGGAAAAUCAUUCAGCCAGAAAUUAAACCUCAAGAGUACUCACACAGGGGAGAAAUCCUAGAGAUGUGAAUGCAGGAAAAUGUUCAGCCAGAAAUUAAGCUUCAGAGAACAUAAGAAAGCCUGCACAGAGGAUUAAAUAUAUGAACAUAUAGAAUGUGCACAAAUUUUGAGCUGGAAAUCCAACCCAUCAAAACAUCCAAGAACAUACACAGUAAAACAAACAAGCAAAACCUGUGAAUACAGGUAGUAUAAAUUUCCCAACCAUUUUUUCAUCCAAGUGAGAUCAUAUCACCACCAACCCCUGAAUAGUGGGACAUAGGAGUCAGUAACAAACAAGUAUCAUUAAAAAUAUCCCUCAAAAUCUUAAUGUUGUCUCCUGUUCAUCAAAACAGAAAGAUUCUCCCAGAGGAAACCAUGGGACUCAUGCACUGAGGAAGGACAAUAUAAGAUUGAAAUUGCCAGAGUGAAAGAGUGACUGUGGAAUGGAGGUUUCUCCACCAUGUACACAGUUGGUUGUUCUGUGAUAAGGAAGUAUACUUGUUCUCUGCUCAGCAUUUGUAGGCUUAUGUGUACUUGAUCAUGAAGUAUAUUCACCAUAGGUUAAUAAAACUGAAAAAUCUGA